Messenger RNA from Carya illinoinensis, 1475 nucleotides. RefSeq names its product polyprenol reductase 2-like. The transcript is spliced from 6 exons. Gene Ontology annotation, molecular function: 3-oxo-5-alpha-steroid 4-dehydrogenase activity. Lineage: Eukaryota; Viridiplantae; Streptophyta; Magnoliopsida; Fagales; Juglandaceae. Gene Ontology annotation, biological process: dolichol-linked oligosaccharide biosynthetic process; polyprenol catabolic process. The record is from RefSeq and is a predicted model, not a curated record. The coding region runs from base 266 to 1312 and encodes 348 amino acids. Gene Ontology annotation, cellular component: endoplasmic reticulum.
GCUCAAAUAAGCCCAUUAGUGAUCAGGUCUACGACAGAACGAACCGUUCUCUCAGCCGUCUUCUCUCAGAAACGCGCCGUUGUUUGUGUCCACAGUGCGGCGGCGUCCGCAAGACUGCACGCCUGGUACCGCUUACACUUAGCGACUCGUGCUGCACCUCGUGGUCCUCAUAAAUCCACUACAAAUCUGGUGGUUUUAUGGCCUUUCUUUUUAACUAGCGGUUUAGAACUUGUUGGGCUUGGUUUUCCUCUGGGUUUCUUCGAAAAUGAACUUGUGGCUUGUUGGAUUGCUGAGAGCAGCUUGGAUUGCUGGGACUUUGCCUAUAUUGAUAGCUUCCGUGCCGUCUUCUAGGCUGUGUUGGUUUCGUGAUACUCUUUUGGGCUUCGCUAAGCGUGGGAAGACAUUGCAGUCUUCGUCGAAGAGAUUUACCGUUCCUCAAAGGUUCUUUCGCCAUUUUUAUUGGGUGGCUGUUGUGUGGACAACACUCCUGCUUGGUUCAACUUGGAUGUAUGCCAAUUACACAGCUCAGUUGGUUUCAGAGGUUUCAGAGCCAUUGCUUUACUCCAAUAUUGCCAGCUACUUGACUGGAGGCUCACAUAUAUCAUCUUGGUCCAAAUCACAUUCAACAUCAAUAAAACAAAGACUUAUGAUCUGGAGAUCUGUUUUUCUUCUUUUGUUGAUGGAAGUUCAAGUUUUGAGACGACUGGUUGAGACAAUAUAUGUGUUCAACUAUAGCCCCUCUGCUCGGAUGCAUAUCUUGGGUUAUCUAACUGGCCUGUUUUUCUACACAGCAGCACCACUGUCACUUAGUUGCAAUUGCAUACCAGAGGUUUAUGAAUUUCUAGUGAGUGGAGUGGCUGAAUUUAUUGUCAGAGGCAAAAAUCAGAUGCCAGCCAUUGAAAUUCAUUUGUGGGAAUUUGUGAAUCCUCUUAUGAAGCUUGGGUGGUGCCAGUGGAUUGGUGCAGCUAUAUUUUGUUGGGGAUGGAUUCAUCAGCAGCGUUGUCAUUCAAUUCUUGUUAGUUUCACUAUUUCAGAGGGCUCGCUACGCGACCAUACAGAACAAGUUGAUGAAUAUGUAAUCCCCCAUGGUGAUUGGUUCGAAAUUGUUUCAUCUCCGCACUAUCUGGCUGAGAUUGUCAUCUAUGCUGGUGUUGUGGUUGCCAGUGGAGGAGCAGAUCUCACCAUAUGGUUACUUUUUGCAUUUGCGGUGGCGAAUUUGGUGUUUGCAGCCGCAGAAACACAUAGGUGGUACCUUCGUAAAUUUGACAAUUACCCAAGCAACCGGCUUGCUGUUAUUCCAUUUCUUUACUGAGCCUAUGAAGAAAAAAAAUUAGGGGAAAGUUGGCUUUGGGUCUGUACACAAUCAAAUGAGUAUUUUUAGUAUUUUUGUGGUGAUAGAUAACAAGGAGAAGUCUGGUUAAAUAAACUUGUGGAUUGGUGCGACGCUAAAUAGAAAUAAGUUAGAAUCUUGAGCA